This is a messenger RNA of Trichomonas vaginalis G3, 5859 nucleotides long. Its product is annotated as axon ensheathment. NCBI's taxonomy places the organism in Eukaryota, Parabasalia, Trichomonadida, Trichomonadidae. The record is from RefSeq and is a predicted model, not a curated record. Bases 1 to 5859 code for a protein of 1952 amino acids. The transcript has a single exon.
AUGAUCCCCGAACACAAGAAAUGUGUUAUUGGUGCAAUUAACGCCAUUACACCAUCCUCGAAAGGAAAAGAUAAACCAUGCAUUCUCGUUGCAACUCGGAGAGGCCUAUAUUUCUUCCGUCAUGGAAUAUUAGGCUUUGGUGCAACACUUCGAGAAUGUUAUUUCAUUCUAAAUAUCGAAUCAAUUGAAUACAUUGAUGAAACAACGCGCGAAUUCAGAAUUCACAAGAAAAGACCGAUUAAAUUUGCAAGUGAAGACAUUGACGUACUUGUUGAAGCUCUUUUAAUGGCUGCUGCAGAUUUUUGUUUUGGAUCAUCAUUACCGCAUCAAAUUUCAUUGCUAGAAUAUCCACAAGGAGAGAAACCAGAGUGUCCAAAGGUAACUCGACACGACAAACUUACAAUGUCACGAUACAAAAACGUAUGCAUUAUAAAUGAUGACAAGAAAGAUAUCUCACACUUAUGUGCUCUUGAAAUUUACGAAAAUUCUAACAAAACUACAUUCUAUAUUGACAAUAUUGCUGCUCAACCAGUCAAUACAGAACAAUUAUCUUAUUCCAUUGCUCAUGAAGGCACAGUUCACACAGUUGUAUGUCAAAGCUUUGCUCCACAGAAUGUUUGUUUGAUGCUUAAGCAGAUUAUGAAGAUUUCUCGUUCAGUUCGUUCACUUGAACUUAUUGAUUAUGAUGAUUUGUUUUUUGAAGUCGGCAGAUUCGGUAAAAUCAAGAAUGCCGUUGUCAAUUCUUUAUCAAUCAUCAGAUGCUUCAAGAAUCCUGUUCGAUUGAUCCAAUUUUUGAUGGAAUUCAGGUUCUACAGAAAUUCUUUUCAAAAAUUAGUAAUUGAUUCAUGUCGUCUCAAUCUUAAAUGUGCAAAAGAGCUUUCCAAGAUCCUCCAGACAUUCCACUGCUUCCGUGCCCUUGAAAUUCUUGUUCUCAAGAACAUAGAAACAGAUCCAAAAGAGAAAAACGCUGCAUACAUUUCAAUUUUCAAUGCAUCACAAAAUCUGACAUUUCUUUCACAGUUUUCCAUUGAGUUUUGGUCUCCUAAAAUCCAGAUAACACCUGAGAUUUCGAAUCUUUCUCUUAAAUACAUCACGCAGCUAUCUCUUUCUAACUGUGUAAUGACUGAUAUCCCUGAUCCUGUUUUUUGCAGCACAAUCAAACGUUUCUCUUUCAAUGGAACAUCGUUUAGUUACAGAACACUUCAACUUGUCAUGGAUGCAUUAAACAAGCAUCCUAUUCCUUUCGUUCUUGACUUAACUGAUGCAGACAUAACUAUCAAAGAUUGGCAGAUAUAUUUCGAAAAGAAUGGUGGACAUUUCACUGAUAAAUGCUAUGAAUUAAAUUGGUCAGGAAAUCCAAUUAUUCCUCAAAACAUUUCUUAUUUGACCAAUUAUUUCAUUCGUUCUCCAAACCUGAAAUAUCUUGAUAUUUCUCGCUGUUUCACAACAAAAUCUCUUAAAGUGUUGGAUGAAUUCUUCCAAAGUAUUAAUGGAAUCCCACUUUGGGGUCUUGGUUUCGAUGCAGACACAAAAACAUCUUUAGGAUCAGAAAUUAUACAAAGAAUCAUGAAAAUUCCAACUUUAGUUGUUUUGUCUGUUAAUGGACAGAAUCUCAAAGCAAAAGAUAUCAAAGAUCUCAUGAGAUUACCACAACUUGGAGAGCUAUCUUGCGAUGGAACUACAAUAGAUACUCAUAAAGAUCUUUUCGAACUUUAUGACAACGUUCUUCUAAAACGUGACACAAUUUUUGCACUUCUUCCUCCAAUUAAUGAUGUUUAUAAAAUAAGGGAAACAGAUGACCGAGAAAUUGUUCAGUUCAGAAACAGAUGCGCUGAAAAACUUCUUCCUGGUGAUGACAUUGUUCGCUCUGAGUAUUACAAUGAUCAUGGAAAUGACAUGCGUUUGUACAAACGAUAUCUUGGAACAUUCCCUGUUUCUAGACGUAAAGGUACUGUUCGUGAUAAAUACGCUUUCUUUGAUUACGUACAAAGACAGUGCUAUGAAUCAUCAUUACACCAAACUGUUGUUGAGAAAGUCAAGAACUCUUUUAAUGAUGAACAAUGCGUUCAUUUCAAUUCUGUUUAUGUUGUUCCAAAUGAAAAAGCAGAAACACCUUUUGAAGAACCAGAUUGGCUUCAAUUCAUCAUCAAAGAGAACAAGAUUCGAAAGAAAAACAACUUUGUUCCAAUUCCUGCUCCACCUCUUGAAGGAGAAGAAGAAAUCAACACACAACCUCUCACAACUGAUUUGGACACAACAACAAACGACAACGAAGAAGAAAAAGAAAAAGAAAACAACCAAGAAAAUCAAGAACAAAAACCAGAACAAAAAGAAGUUGUACCAGAAAAAGUUGAAGAGAAAGUUGAAGAGAAAGUUCCAGAAAAUGUCCAAGAGAAAGCUCAAGAAGAACAAGUUAAUAAUAAUGUUGAACAAAUUAUAUUCCCUAAUUCGAAUGAAAAUGAUAAAGAAAAAGAUAAAGUUAGUGUUAAAUCAGAAAAUUCAUCAGUUAAGAUAAUUCCUCCUAAAGAUAGUGUUUCUCUUGGUGGAGAUCCAACGAAUGCAUUAGCAGUUUCACAGAGAUCAUCAACAGUUGGUGACAACUCAAGUCGAAUUGACAUUAACAUCAGCAGUGAUUCCGAAUCAUAUCCAUAUUAUUCAACAAGUGAAUCAAAGUCACACAAAUCGAAUAAAUCACUUCCUAAGUCACCAAUUGACAAACUUGCAGAACAAGAUCAUUUAUCUACUAAUAGCAGACCACAGAUCAUUCAAACUAAUGAACAAGAAGCAGAUAAUAAAUCAGUUUCACAGACUAAAGUUGUUUUACCUCCGAAAGACGACAAAACAUAUUCAUAUCCACUUGAAGAAGAGGAGGAGGAAGAGGAAGAAGAAAUCGGAUCAGACGAAAGUUCUAUUAUCAGAGCAGAAAUCAAAUAUUCACAGAAGAUGUCACGAAAACUUUUGUCUACACCUCCAAAGUCACCAUUCUACAUGCGAACACCUCGUCCAGAGCCAUUACAAGAAGGCGAAUUCAACUCAGAUGAUGAACGAGAACUUGCAGCAUCAGUUGCAGCAAGUGAAAUGGAGCGAGAUGAUGACCUUGUUGAGAUUGACACUCCUAUUGUUAGUGGCUUAAUUGUUCGACCAAUUCCAGUUCGUCCUGGUCCACAUGAUUUCGGCUCAGUUAAAUCACGAGGUCUUGAUGAAGGAAAUCAUGACAACAAAGAUCAAGAGAAAGAACUUUUGGCAUUACCAAGUAUUGGUGGUAUUUAUGGUCGUAUCCUUCAACAACAGAAACAAGUCACAAUAACAGCGGAUGAUAAUGUUUCAAGUGAUUCAGAUGAAUCUAAAUUUGAGAAAUCUCGUGGCCGAUUUUCAUCUCCUAAGUUUACUAAAAAAGUCAAAGAAGAAGACAACGAAAGCAAGAAUGAGAAAACACUUGGAGAAGUUGAUGCUCAACUUCCAUUACCAAGAUCAGGUAUCCAAGGCAACCAAAGAUUCAAACUCUUCCCAUUUGAAAAGACGCGAAACAAGAAACAGAAAGUUAUGCCAUCAGGCUUAGUUAUUAUUCCAGACGAAAUCCUCACAGGAAGUAGUGAUACAAGCGAUUCAGAUAUUGUUCCUAUUUUCAAAGAACAAAAGUCACCCGAUGGCAAAUCACCACGUAAUCUUCGCCAACGAAAACGAUCUACAGCAGCAGCAUCUCCAUCAAACAAAGAUGAAAAAGAAGAUAACGAAGUUAAAUCAAGAGAUGUUAAUAAACCAGAACAAGUUGAUGAUGAUAAUGAUAAGAAACCAGAAGAAGAAAAGCAAACUCCUAAAGAAGAAUCAAAAGAAAAGACGAAAACAAACACAAUUGAUGACAAAGAACUUUCUAAAACAAGAACUAAAACUAGAACGAAUACUUAUGAUGAUGACAAUGAUCAAACAAAGACGAAAACAAGAACAAAUACAUAUGAAUAUAAUGAUCGAACCAAAUCAAAAACAAAGACUAGAACUCGAACACAUACAAAUACAUAUGAUGAUUCUUAUGAUUCAUAUUCAGAUUAUGAAGACACCAAUGAACGAAAGAUGAAAUACAAAGGAAGAAGAAAUCACAGGAAACCAAACAAUCGAAGAAGAAAUCAUCGUCAUCAUCGAACAUAUGAUUAUUCUGAUUAUGAUUCAUAUCCAUAUUCAGAUUACGAUUCAUACACAGACUAUUCUGAUGAAUAUGAUGAUUACAGUUACUCUGAAGAACGUGAUCGACGAAACAGACGAAACAAGCGUCCAAACAAGAAUAGAUACAACAGAAGACACAAUCAUCAUAGAAAUCGCAGACAUCAUACAUAUCAAUCACGAGAUUACACAAUUUCUAAAGACAAUAAAUCAUCAUCAGACAAUGAAUCACUUGAAUCUCUUCGCAAUGUCAGUGAAGUUAGUCUUCACAACACAUACACGAAGACAAACACAAAGGCAUACACAAAUACUAAUAACGAUGGCUCAAACAACAAUGAUAGUCGCGACAUGAUCAUUGUCAAUGCAAGUUCCGAUGCAGAGUUUGUUACAGUUUCUACCAUUGAAUCCGGUGACGAAGUUUUCCAAUUUGUCUCAGUUUCUACAACUACAACCACAGACAAUGAAGGUGAUGCAGUUCAAUGGAUCAAAGCACCAACACUUGAUGAAGAAGAUCUUCAUGAACUUGUCACAACAACAGAAACAAACGAAAACAAAGAAGAAAAUAAUGAAAACAAGGAUGAAGCAAAAACUAAAACAAACGAAAAUACAAAAGAAACUAAAACAAACUCAGAGUCAUCAGAAGAAGAAGAAAUUGAAGAAGAAGAGGAGGAAGACUUUGAAGAAGAAGAUAGCGAAGAAGAAGAACAAACUCGAACAGAAACUGCAACUAAAGAAAACGAAGAAAAUAAAGAAGAAAAUGAUUCUAAAGAAAAAGAACCAGAGCAUGAAAAAGAACAAGCAAACUCAAGUGAUUAUUCUAUUUCCAAUUCAAAGACAACAACUACAAACGAACAAGAAAAUGACUCUGAUAAAUCAGAAGAAUCCAACACAAAAACUAAUGAAGAUGAUGAAAAAGAAGAGAAUCAAAAUGAUGAAAAUAAAGAAGAAGAAAAAUCAGAUUCAUCAUCAUCUAAAUCAGAAGAAGAAAAAGAAAAAGAAAGAAAAGAAGAAAACAAAGAUAAAGAAAAGAAAGAAUUAUUAUCAGAUAAAUCAUCAAACUCAUAUCCUGAAGAAGAAGAGGAAGAAGAUUUUGAAGAAGAGGAUGAUGAAGAAGAAAAAUCUGAAACCACUUCAUCACAUGAUGAAUCAAAUAAACCAGAAGAUGAAAACAAACAAAAUGAACAAGAACAAGAAGAAAAUAAAGAAGAAAAAUCCGAAACUUCUUCAUCUCAAGAGUCAAUUAAAUCUGAAGAAGGAAAACAACAAAAAGAAAAAGAAGAAUCAGAAACAUCAUCUUCAUCUCAAGAAUCAAUUAAAUCUGAAAAAGUCAAUAAAGAAUCAUCAGAUGAAAACAAAGAAAACUUCAAAGAAAGAGAAAUAUCUAGAGAUCAAGAAAAAGAUAAACCAAAAGAUACUUCAUCAUUGAGUGAAUACUUCUUCGAAAAUAAUGGAAAGAAGAACAUUUCAAUUCUUUCAUCAGUUUAUCAACGAACACAGAAAUAUGAUGAACACAGUUCUCCUCUAUUCACAACAGAACGUCCUCCUUCACACUCUGUUUCUAUUAUCGAAGUUUCACCAUCAUUUGUUACCACAAAACAUGAUUUUGUUUCAUCUCCAGUUGUAGGAUUUCACAACAACAUUUCCAUUCUUGACAACAAUGAAGACACAAAGAAGAAACAUCGAACACGCAAAACUAAGAAGUGA